Molecule: messenger RNA, 584 nt
Organism: Capsella rubella
Lineage: Eukaryota; Viridiplantae; Streptophyta; Magnoliopsida; Brassicales; Brassicaceae
Exons: 1
Coding region: 108-584 (158 amino acids)
Source: RefSeq, a predicted model, not a curated record
UGCAGUUAACGUUGAAAAAUCACAUCAGUGAUUUGGUCAUUCACACUAUUAUUUUCUUUUUUGUUUUAUAACCGAGAAAGAACAAAAAAAACAAAAACAAUCGUAGCAUGGACAAAGUGCCGGAGAAAGUCACAGUGGCGCAGAUGGAGACCGAGUCGCAGCAAAAGCCAUCAAAGAUGCAGUGGCUCGCAGCCACAAGAGCCUUCUUGCAAAUUCCUAAUCCGGCGAUCGUCAAAGUUUUCAUCCUAAGCAGCUUGACUACGUUCACCUCAGGAAUUGCCUUGGUCCUUGAAUGGAUCUGUCACGGAAAGAGCCACAACGGAUUUGGGUGGAUCCUCUACUAUGCAUUUUUCUUGAUGGGUCUUCCUCUCCUCAUCUUGAUCGGUCUUAUCCUCAUGGCCAUCUCUUCUUCAAGCUGUAGCUCAAAUGUUCAGAUUGUAGAUACAGCCUCAAGCAAAAAGCCUCGCGUUGUGCAGAACCAGUGUACCGAGACCGAGACGAAUCAACGAACUGAAGAGACGGAGAGAAACAGUUGUCGAAGCUUGCAUGCCUUGCUCCGGAUGACGAGAAGAUGCCAAGGAUAA